GGCUGAAAUUCAGUACAUUUUUUGUCAUUUGAGUGGCAUCAGUUUUAUCCAUAGACGGUAAAAACAAGUCUAUGGUCCAAUCUUUAUUUGUUUGUUCGUUCGUUUUUUCCUUUAGAGAAGUGAGUCUUUUCGGGCAGAAAAUAAAGAAAUCAUUUGGAAAAUGAGACUCAUGUUAUUGGAUUCUAACGAGCUUUUCCUGUACUGCAAAGUUCUUCGUUAGUUUUAAAAAUACAGUGUAACACUGAAAGGACACCGUAUUUCUUCAAGUGCAUUUUGUUUAUGAAAAUAAACAGACUUCCAUCCACCGCUUACACCGCCCUCUCUUUUAACCAAUCACAGGCAUCGUCGCUUCAACACGGUGCGCUUCAAUUUAAGAAAGAGCGCUCACUCUGCUCCCACACAUUACAAUAAAACAUUUAUUAAUGUAAUUAUUUUACCUCUAGUUAGUCUGCUUUAAAAAACGUGUUGACCAAGAAAUUUAGACCAUUUUAAAAUCUCGCAUUGGCCAUUGCUUUUUGGGUUAUUUUUUUUUUCUUUUUUGCUGCACUGUGUAUAACAUUUAUUUAGGAUAUAGCUACUAUAUUAUUAUUACAAUGUUGUUGCAUUUUUAAAACUCUAAUCGUAAUAACCACAGUUAGGACAAUGUGUCAUUAAACAAAGUGUGCUAUCUAUUUUGUCCAUAUUUUUCAAAUUAGAGUGUUCCAUGUUUUCUGUACCGAGUGGUGCCAUCUUUCCAACAACACAGGAUCUUUGUCACUUCUCUCGCUUGUCCUUCCUGGUCACUGACAUCAACAGUGAUGGCGGCUGCCGUACGAUUCUUCAUCCGAGGUGCAAACUCGAGACUCUCCGUCGGUACCGGGACUAGUGGCUCCUUAGGAGCAGCUUUGCUCAAACUUUCUCCGAGCUGCAGCUCUCGUUCUAAAACACAACGGAGACAUGCAGCCCACUUUACCUACCAGCCUGACCCCGUCCCGACGCAGUAUGGUGAAACUCAGAAGAUGAACUUGUUCCAGUCGAUUACAAGUGCCUUGGACAACACCCUCUCCAGUGAUCCCACUGCAGUUAUCUUUGGUGAAGAUGUUGCCUUUGGCGGAGUCUUCCGAUGCACUGUUGGCCUGAGAGACAAAUACGGUAAGGACAGAGUCUUCAACACUCCCCUUUGUGAGCAGGGGAUUGUGGGAUUUGGCAUUGGUGCGGCGGUUGCAGGGGCCACUGCCAUCGCUGAGAUCCAAUUUGCAGACUACAUCUUCCCAGCAUUUGACCAGAUUGUCAACGAGGCGGCCAAAUAUCGCUACCGCUCAGGCAACUUGUUUGACUGUGGGAACCUUACCAUUCGGGCUCCAUGGGGUUGUGUUGGCCAUGGCUCUCUUUACCACUCUCAAAGCCCUGAGGCCUUUUUUGCCCACUGCCCUGGUAUCAAGGUUGUGAUACCUCGUGGUCCAAUGCAGGCCAAAGGGCUGCUGCUGUCAUGCAUCACUGACCAGAACCCAUGCAUCUUCUUUGAGCCCAAGAUUCUUUACAGAGCAGCUGUUGAACAGGUUCCAGUAGAGUCCUACACCAUCCCACUCUCAGAGGCUGAGAUCUUACAGGAAGGAAGUGAUGUCACUCUGGUUGCCUGGGGGACACAGAUUCACGUGUUAAGGGAAGUAUCUGACAUGGCUCAAGAGAAACUUGGAGUAUCCUGUGAGGUCAUUGAUCUAAAGACCAUCCUACCCUGGGAUGUUGAAACUGUUUGUAAGUCUGUGGUAAAAACUGGACGAUUGCUCGUCAGCCAUGAAGCGCCAGUGACGGGAGGAUUUGCAGCUGAAAUCAGCUCUACAGUACAGGAGGAGUGCUUCCUCAACCUGGAGGCUCCCAUAAGUCGAGUGUGUGGUUACGACACCCCUUUCCCUCACAUCUUUGAACCCUUCUACAUCCCAGACAAGUGGAAGUGCUUUGAAGCAAUCAAGAGGAUGAUUAACUACUGAAGCCCUAGCCAACUUCUGCUCUUACUGAAGUCCACGCACUCUUCUCUUUUUCCACCUUGAUCAUCCAGCCAGUGGAGAGCAGCCAGAAAAAGACACUGUUGACCGUCUGAUCAGAGAGCAGCAUCCAGAUGGCCUCCAUGCUCUCUGCAUCCUCGAUAUGAAAGACGAUCACUGGUUGUGCGAAUAAAAGCGCCUUGUUCUUUUGAAAUGGAGAAACAACAUUAUCAACUGUACAAAUGGCGUAACUGUUAGUUUUAACACAUUUCUCUUGGUAAAUGAUUCUCCUCCUUUUUGGUUGAAUUUGUGACUUUUUACCCAUCAGUGCUGUUACUUUUUGAAGGUUUCUAAACUUGUUCACCCUUUAUUUAGUUUGACAUGACAUGGAUUUCACUGUACUAAUAUAAACAGAGGUUUGUAAGGAAAUAAAAUGAGCACACUUGUUUGAACCA
This is a messenger RNA of Oryzias latipes (Japanese medaka), 2416 nucleotides long. RefSeq names its product branched chain keto acid dehydrogenase E1 subunit beta (gene bckdhb). The record is from RefSeq and is a predicted model, not a curated record. Gene Ontology annotation, cellular component: oxoglutarate dehydrogenase complex. NCBI's taxonomy places the organism in Eukaryota, Metazoa, Chordata, Actinopteri, Beloniformes, Adrianichthyidae. Gene Ontology annotation, biological process: branched-chain amino acid catabolic process; response to nutrient.